AAUAUACUGUGGCCAGACCGUUGUUAGCCAGUCCUGUCACUGGCGACGCUUUUGAGUGGUUAGGUUAGGUUAUACCAUGGAUAGAACUUUUGACAUAGCUUUAGAUAGCGUGUGUUCCCGGAGAAGCGCAGACGUGUCUUAACCUCUGUAGAACAUAUGUUGAUAGUCUGAUUAGCCUUAGAAGUGAUUAAUAAGUCGCAUUAAAAUAGUGAUUAAUUUAUUAAUCAUGACGUUUUAUAAGUCAAAAAAUACUAAACUAUUAAUUUGUGCGGCUGGUAUUUUCAUUUGUUACUUUUACUUUGGGAUACUUCAAGAAAAGAUAACUCGAGGACAUUAUGGGGAAGGCGAAAAUACAGAAAAAUUUACCUACAUGUUUGCGUUGGUAUUUGUCCAAUGCUUGGUCAAUUACGUAUUUGCCAAAAUCAUACUGUUAACAGUAAUGAAACAGGGUGAAGACUCCACUAGGACGAUAUAUUAUGCAGUUUGUUCCUUAACAUAUUUACUUGCUAUGGUCUGCAGUUAUAUGGCUUUACAGUUUGUAAGCUAUCCCACGCAAGUUGUUGGUAAAGCCGGAAAGCCAAUACCUGUGAUGAUACUUGGCGUUUUAUUAGGAAGAAAGGUUUAUCCGCUGAGAAAAUAUUUCUUCGUCAUACUGAUCGUUGUCGGCGUUGCUACCUUCAUGUAUAAGGACAAAGUAUCAAAUUCUACACAUACGGAGGGUCAAAUGGGCGUUGGAGAACUUUUGAUAGUUCUGUCAUUGGCAAUGGAUGGUUUAACUGGUGCGGUUCAAGAGAGAAUGCGGGCCGAACAUAAGAGUAAAUCAGGACAUAUGAUGCUCAGUAUGAACUUUUGGUCUGCUAUAAUCAGCGGUUCCGUAAUAUUUAUGUCGGGAGAGCUUGUUUCAUUUUUAGCAUUCUUGCAAAGAUAUCCAAGCUGUCUAUGGCAUAUUACAACAUUUUCUCUAGCAGGGGCGGCUGGGCAAUUUUUCAUAUUCUUAACUGUUGCAGAGUUUGGUCCUUUGCCCUGCUCUGUUAUGACAACAACAAGAAAAUUUUUUACUGUACUAGGUUCAGUUUUAUUGUUUGGCAACAAUUUGCUGCCCAGACAAUGGAUUGCUACAUUUAUUGUUUUCUCCGGAUUAUUUUUAGAUGCCAUGUAUGGCAAAUCCAAGACCAUGAUAAAGGAAACUACUGAAUAAAUUUCUUAGUACAAUCAGCAAUUUUUUUUUCAAAUUUCAAAUCAAUUGUAUAAUUUCCAAUUGAUUGAAAAGUUCUCAUCCAACUAUCUUUCUUAGGCAUACAUUCAUGAUAUAAAUUUUUAUGUGAAUGAAUUCAUAAUUUCUGUGCGUGAUUGUUUAUUCUAACGACCUUUACAAUGCCAGAAUGCGAUAUUUCUUUUGAAAUAUAUGGAUUAGUCCGAGUUAUUUUUAUAGCAUUCGAAUUUAUUAGAUACAUCUAGUAAUCAAGAUGCAAUAUCGAUUCCCAUUUAUGGAGAUACCGUCGCUGUUGGUGCUAUUGCUAGCAAAAAAAGUUCUUUAAUUAAUUAUAUUUUAGCCAAAUUCUUCGCGUCCGACAAUUUCUAUUUAUAAAUAUCAUUAAAAAAAUUAUUCCUCGACAUAGACUUCGACCUCACGAAACUGUAGAUAUGUAUUGUAUAUUGUAGCGAAAAUCAGGUAAUUACAUAUCUGUAAUCAUGCGUACUCCUUUGUUACUAUUUUCUCAUUAAUGAACCUGAAGAAAGUACCAUGUAUAACUGUAAGAUAAUAAAAACCGAAUAUUCAA
This is a messenger RNA of Athalia rosae (coleseed sawfly), 1781 nucleotides long. It is a transcript of the gene meigo, whose product is annotated as solute carrier family 35 member B1. The transcript has 2 exons. Gene Ontology annotation, molecular function: UDP-glucose transmembrane transporter activity; UDP-galactose transmembrane transporter activity. The record is from RefSeq and is a predicted model, not a curated record. NCBI's taxonomy places the organism in Eukaryota, Metazoa, Arthropoda, Insecta, Hymenoptera, Athaliidae. Gene Ontology annotation, biological process: UDP-galactose transmembrane transport. The coding region runs from base 227 to 1198 and encodes 323 amino acids. Gene Ontology annotation, cellular component: endoplasmic reticulum membrane; Golgi membrane.